AUCUAGAGUCCACUAUACCAAUGCAAGUCCAUGAAAAAUACGCGACACAUCCAGAAAUAUAGGCCUUAUUGAUCAAGAAAUCCGCUUCACUUGGGCACUGAGAAACAUACCUCAGCGAGAAGAAACCUCUUUCGCCGAGAAACCCCGUUUACGAUACAAGGUUGUAAUUGAUAUCGAGUAACAUCAAAAUGGCGUCUGAGCCUCUGGAGCUUCCGGUCAUAGACAUGUCAAAGUCACGCACACACCGGGACAAGAUGUCACAAAGCUUGGUUGAUGCUCUCGAAAAUGUGGGAUUUCUGGCAAUAGACAAUGUUGAAGGAUUAGACUUUGAUAUACUGCUCAGGAGUUGCAAGUGGUUUUUUAAACAGCCAUAUGAAAAGAAAAAAUGUUUGCUGCGUAAACAAUGGAAUCCAGAAAAUAAAAAUAUGUUCCGAGGUUACUUCCCGGUCAUACAGGGGGAGCCCAGCCGAAAAGAGGGAUUCGAAUUCGGGCCAGUGUAUCAAAAAUUUGACAGCAAAACGACACGUGCGCCCUGGAUCUACGAAGAAAAUGUUUGGCCCGAGGAAGACGGGGCCAUUGCUUUCAAGUCUGAACUAACAAAAGCAUUUGAUGUCAUGCAUAACACCGCUAUGGAGAUAUUGCGCUUGGCUGCACGCGGGAUCGGAAUUGACGAGAGUGCCUUUAUCGGUUUAUUCGAUGAUAAACCCCUAACUACUUUCCGCAUGAUCCAUUAUCCGACCUGGGAAAGAUCGCCACCGGAAGUGUGUCUGCUCGACAAUGGCAAGGUUAUUACAACGCCGGAACAUACUGACACGGGGUUCAUGACCCUACUUGCGACGUUUGGCUACAGUGGUUUAGAGGUUAUGACAGCAGAUGGUUGUUGGGCAGCAGUUACCCCGCGUUCAAAUAGCCUCGUCAUGAACAUCGGUGACGUAUUCUCACGCAUGCUUGGAGGUCGGUUCCGAGCGACACGUCACAGGGUCGUGGACAUUGGUGAAGACAGAUUUUCAUUUCCAUUUUUUCUUGAACCUUCCUUUAAUGCUGACAUCGGGUUGAAUUUCUUGACAAAAUAUACCGGAAAUGGUCCCGAGCACGUGUCAGAGCUGUACGGCCCAUGGGUGUUCCACCAGUAUAAAUAUGUGAAGAAACAUUUCGAGUAUAGAGUUUUACCAGACGUUUAAAAUCUACUUUCCGUGGAAGCGUACUAUAAAAUGAUAUAUCAUAGAUUACAGAAGAUUAUCAAUCGUACCGAACGGAUUAUCAGUAUCAGAUCAAGUCUUUAGAUUUUAGACUCCGUCAAUGUUCAGAUUUGAACUAUUAGACACUCUUGGUAACGCGAGUAUGGGUGUGUAACAUUCGGGAAACCAACUGCACAGGGAAAGUGUUUCAACAGGAAUAACUCGGUGUGCUAAAGACAUAAAAGGAGAUGAAUUUUGAACAGUGUAUCUCCCAAAAAACAUACCGAGUCCAAAGUUUAGGUGAUUGACAUCAAGGGUCAAUUUAUAACGGUCAAAGUUUAUUUUGCAAUACGUGUAUUCUAUUUCUUUAGUAAAGCAUUGAUUGAUGGAAA
This is a messenger RNA of Pecten maximus, 1570 nucleotides long. RefSeq names its product gibberellin 2-beta-dioxygenase 4-like. The transcript has 2 exons. Gene Ontology annotation, molecular function: dioxygenase activity. Lineage: Eukaryota; Metazoa; Mollusca; Bivalvia; Pectinida; Pectinidae. The record is from RefSeq and is a predicted model, not a curated record. The coding region runs from base 189 to 1181 and encodes 330 amino acids.